Molecule: messenger RNA, 1920 nt
Organism: Alternaria hordeiaustralica
Lineage: Eukaryota; Fungi; Ascomycota; Dothideomycetes; Pleosporales; Pleosporaceae
Exons: 2
Coding region: 1-1920 (639 amino acids)
Source: RefSeq, a predicted model, not a curated record
AUGGCCGAGCAUGAAGCCGGCCACCGUACCAAAGGUGCGUUGGAGAACGUCUUUGAUGGGAUGUGGAAGAAGAAGACGGAUGCGAAGGAUUACAGUAACAGACUCCGAGAAGGUGAAAGGAAAGAGAGGGAGAAGAUGAAGACGGAUACGAAGGAUGAUAGUCACAGAAUAAGGGAAGGUGCAAGGAGAGAGAGGGAGAAGAUACGAAAGAGCGAACCAGAGCGUGUCAGAUGGGCCGAACGGAAGCCUGAAAAGACGCGGGGGGAUGAAUCGAAACAAAAGGCUGCUGAAAAGGAAGCAAAGGAACGCCAUCGUCAUGAACAAGACGAGCGCCGCCGUGAAAACGAGAAACGAUUUGAACACGAAUAUCGUGAGAAACGACGACAAGAGGAAGACAGGAAGAAGAACCGUAGCUCGCCAAUCCCUGAUAUUCGUGUUCAGCCUCCUACGGCUAGUGGGACUCCCCGCCGUGAACAAGACGAGCUUCGUGAGAGACAAAGGCAAGAUGAGAAGCGAAAGCAAAUUGAGGAACAAAGGCAGGAGGAGAAGCACUGGCAGGAUGAGAAGCACUGGCAGGAUGAGAAGCGAAGGCAGGAUGAGAAGCGUAGGCAAGAUGAGGAACGAAGGCAAGCCGAGAAGCGAAGGCAAGAGGAAGACAGGAAGAAGAACCGUAGCUCGCCGGUUCCCAAGGUUCGUGUCCAGCCUCCUGCAUCUGGUGGAACUCACAUUCCCCAGUCAACUCCAGUGGCUCGCAAUUCUCAGGCCCCUACUGCUCCGAAAUAUCCUCCUCCACCGGCUCCAAAACAGCCGAGCAGACCUAUCCGAGCCAAUACUCCUCCCAAUCGUACACCCCCAAUUGCUCCAGUAGCGCACGACUGGUAUGCACCUCCCAGCCGGCCCCCACCUGUCCCUGAGAAGGAACCUCAUGGGCGUGAGGCUUCACCACCGCGAGAGCCCAGUGUUCGGGCUGCUGAUGAUGCGUCUGAAAAUGGUGCAGCAGCAGACUACUACGAUCAAGCUCCAGGUUCGCCGAUGCCAGGGAGUUAUGGGGAUUAUGAGGACCAGGAUUAUCUGGAGCGGGAAGGAGAUGAAGGAUCUCUCGCUCAUGAUGAGAUACCAUACCCGGAGACACCCCCUUCUCCUGCCAUGGCUGCUCAAGAUCCGGAGAGCGUUCCUUCUCCUACCAUACCCUCAUAUCCAGAUACGCCUCCUUCUUCUGCCAGACCUCCAUACCCAGAUACACCCCCUUCUCCUGAUGUAUCAGAAGGUCCUUCAGGAUCAUCCUCACCAAUCAUGUCGCACGCACCACGCGCUCAAUCGCUAUCAAAUCGUUUUACGCCCGAAUUCUUACAAAGCAUCCAGAUGCCAGCUCCCCAGCAAGCGGCAUCCCCCCCAAUUCCACCACCGCCUCCACCACCGCCUCCUCCACCUCCACCAGCAGCAAGACCACCUCCUCCACCUGGACCCCCUCCACCACGCUCAGCAGGACCACCCAAUAUGGCCGCCAUAUUUGGCGAUAUCCUUGGCCCACGCAAACUACGUAGUGUGGCAGCUGAAGAGAAAAAUGACAGUAGUAGCCCGAAAGCGGGCAAGGUAUUGUACGAAGAAACAGCACACAGUCGCGAGGUAGAAGAGCACGAGCGAGCUCAGGUCAGGGACGCUGGUAACCGUCUGCCAGUAUCAGGAGCUAGUGGAUGGAGUACCGCUUACUCCGCAAAAGAAGAAGCCGAUGAUCGACCAGAACCUAACAGAGCGUUCAGAGAGGAACUAGCGAGGAGAUUGGGCCAAGGUAUUGACACUUCUAUGACGGGGACCUCAAGGGGUUCUGGCGAUAGCUUACUAACAGCAGGCUGUAGGACGUCGAUGAGUGCCAAUGUGUCGCGAAAGCUACAUGAUGAGAGUAUGUUGAACUAUCCCUAG